This is a messenger RNA of Saccharomyces kudriavzevii IFO 1802, 4800 nucleotides long. It is a transcript of the gene SPA2, whose product is annotated as Spa2p. Gene Ontology annotation, biological process: invasive filamentous growth; pseudohyphal growth; mating projection formation. The transcript has a single exon. The coding region runs from base 1 to 4800 and encodes 1599 amino acids. NCBI's taxonomy places the organism in Eukaryota, Fungi, Ascomycota, Saccharomycetes, Saccharomycetales, Saccharomycetaceae. Gene Ontology annotation, cellular component: actomyosin contractile ring; mating projection tip; cellular bud tip. The record is from RefSeq and is a predicted model, not a curated record. Gene Ontology annotation, molecular function: MAP kinase scaffold activity.
AUGGGUACGUUAAGCGAGGUUUCUCUCGCACAUCACAGAGAUAUUUUCCACUACUACGUGUCGCUGAAGACUUUUUUUGAGGUCACUGGUGAGAAUCGCGAUAGGUCGAACUCUACGAGGGCCCAGAAAGCAAGAGCCAAACUGCUAAAACUAUCUUCGUCCCAGUUCUACGAGCUGAGCACGGACGUCUCGGAUGAGCUACAGAGGAGGAUUGGUGAGGAUGCUAAUCAACCGGAUUAUCUUUUGCCGAAGGCUAAUUUCCACAUGAAAAGAAAUCAGGCUAGACAGAAACUGGCCAACCUGUCACAAACUCGUUUCAACGAUUUACUGGACGACAUUCUUUUCGAGAUCAAGAGAAGAGGGUUCGACAAGGAUUUGGAUGCCCCGGCACCGACACCGGCACCGGCACCACAAGCGCCACCACUACGGGCAACGAGGCAAGAGGUGGUCAAAGGCGGUCAUGACUUUGUGAAAACGUCCGCAAAUUCUUCUUCUGUAGCACAAGUGGCCCCAAACGUCUCUGUACAGCCCUCUUUAGUCAUUCCCAAGAUGGCGUCUAUUGAUUGGUCUUCUGAAGAAGAGGAAGAAGAAGAAGCAAAGCCAAAGUUUUUGAAGUCAAAGGAGCCAGAGGAAGAGAAAGUAAGUAAGGAUGAAAAAAGGGAGGCUAAGCCCUCUUUGGAAUGUAUUGUCACGGAUUCGGCUGUGUCUGACUCUCAAGAACUGGUUCAUGACAUCGCAUCAAUGGCAAGAACUCCCACCAUGACGCAAAAAAAUUACUGGGACGUCAACGACUCUCCCAUCAUUAAGGUAGAUAAUGACGUCAGUGAAGACAAGUAUAUCGAACAAAUGGAAAGUCCUGACCUACAGCGACUUGAAAAUGGUGACUCUGAUUCGAACAUGAAAGACAAAAUGAAAGAGUUGACUGAUUUGAACGGUGAUUUGUACUCGCAAAUCGAAGAUCUGAACACCAGAUUAGCUUCUUUAGCGAGUGAGAGAGAAAAGGAGAAAGAUCUAAAGAACAAUCACACCAUUGAUGGAAACUUCCAGAAAGAAUUGUUGUCAUUGAACUCCCAAAUCGGUGAAUUGUCGAUUGAAAACGAGAAUCUGAAGCAGAAAAUUUCGGAACUUGAAUUAUCUCAAAGGAAAAGCGGCAACCACAAUGAUCCGAAAAUCACUGACUCCUUUAUCAUCAAAUAUUCUUCUGUUGAAGGCCUCAUCCCCGUUGAAUACAUAUCAAAUGCUAGAAACCUAAUAAUUCAAUUUACCACUAGGCUUUCCGCGCUACCUACAAGCGACUCCACGGUAAUUUCUCAUCGAAUGGGUAAGGAAUUAUUUCAGAUAUUGUCCCAACUAUCGAAUCUAAUCUCUCAGCUAUUACUCUCAGCGGAUCUAUUGCAGUAUAAGGAUCAGGUCAUUUUAUUAAAAGCGUCCUUAUCCCAUGCGAUCACUUCUAUAAGAUAUUUCUCAGUUUAUGGACCCGCAUUGGUUCCUAAGAUAACUGUCCAAGCCGCCGUUUCUGAGAUCAGCUUUGCUAUAUGUAAUCUAGUGGAUUCAGCAAAGAUCAAGUCGGAUUCAAAUUUCAUUAACAUGAGCGGUAAUGAAACUAAUGGACAAACAAUAGAAUAUUCUCCACCAACAACCACCACUCCAAUGACCCCGACAUUCCCUACAAGCUCUUCAUCUUCGAUAAACAUGAAGAAGGCGUUUAUAAAUCCUAGGGAAUCGGUGUCUUUUCUAAACGAUGUAGAGGAAGAAGAAUCUCCGGUGAAGCCAUUAAAAAUCACCCAAAAAGCAAUCAAUAGCCCGAUCAUAAGACCGUCUUCAGCUAAUGGUGUUCCAACAGCUUCGAGGAAGCCUUCAGGAACGGGGCUGUUUACCUUGAUGAUGGAUUCAUCAAAUGCUAAGAAUAACUCUCAUAAAGAUGACAAUGAUAAAUAUGUUUCGCCAAUAAAAUCUAUCACAUCCGCGUCUGAUUCUGCGAGCAGUAAUAUCUCCGAAAUUCCUAAGCUAACGUUACCUCCGCAAAGCAACGUCUCCGUCACACCAUCAGAAAAUCGAGUCCCCGAUAUUAAAGUCGAAAAUAUAGAAAAAGAAGAGAAAGAAAUAAGCACAAAUAUAACGACUCCAACCUCAGCUAUUUCAAAUUCGGACAUUGCCGAUAAGCUAAAACAACUUGAGCGAAAAUCUGAAAAUUCUGAACCAAGCGAACAAGUGAACUCGAAACCCAAAUUGUCUAAUAAAUUUAUCAGUUCAAUGAAUGAGGUGUCUACGGAUGAUGAUUCGAGUACCGAUGGUAACGGAAAUAACUAUGUAGAUGAUGAUGACGACGACGAUUUUACUUAUAUGGCAUUGAAACAGACCAUGAAAAGAGAAGGUUCCAAAAGUGAGAAAAAAAAGAACAGUGAUUUACCUGCAAGAAUAAUAGAAAUUGAUUUCAAUGAGUCUCCGGAAUCGGUGAAAAUUGAAUCUCCAGAAUCGAUGAAAUUUCAAUCUCCAGAGCUGAUAAAGAGGGUUGUUUCUCCAGAAACGACAAAAAAGACUACAUUUUCAGCAUUUUCUAAAGAUAUUGAAUGUCCGGAAAUGACGAAGAUUACAUCCCCAGAGACGAUAAAAAAGGUUGCAUCUUCUGAAUUAACAAGGACGUCUGGAUCCCCAGAAUUUGUUGAGGUGAUUGAGUCUCCAGAAUUGACAAAGAAGUUUGAAUCUCCAGAAUUACUUGAAAAAAAUGCCUCUCCUGAAAUGACAAAAAGGCCUGUAGCUGAGAGAACUGAGUUUCCGGAAAUGACAAAGAGGCCAGGGUCUCCAGAAAUGAUGAAGAAUAUUGCAUUUUUGGAGAUGACAAAAAAGUCUGCACCUCCGGUAUCAAUUGAAAAGAUGGCAUCUUCAGUCCAAGAGAUGACAUAUCCGGUGUCAGGCGAAAAGACGGCAUCUCUUAAAUCAUUUGAGAAGACAGCAUCUCCAGUCGAAAAGAUGACAUCCCUAAAAUCAUUUGAGAAGACUGCAUCUCCAGUCGAAAAGAUGACAUCUCCGGUGUCAGUAGAGAAGAUUGUAUAUCCAGUCGAAAAGAUGGCAUCCCUAAAAUCAUUUGAGAAGACUGCAUCUCCAGUCGAAAAGAUGGCAUCUCCGGUAUCAGCAGAGAAGAUUGCAUCUCCAAUAUCAGUUGGAAAGACGGAAUCUCUAAAAUCAUUUGAGAAGACUGCCUCUCCAGUUGAAAAGAUGACAUCUCCAGCGUCAGUUGAGAAGAUUGUAUAUCCAGUCGAAAAGAUGGCAUCCCUAAAAUCAUUUGAGAAGACUGCAUCUCCAGUUGGAAAGACGGCAUCUCCGGUAUUGGUUGAGAAUAUCAAGUCUCCAGAAAUGACAAAGAAUAAAGAGUCUCCAGAAGUAGUAAAAAAAAAGGCUAUGUCUUCAGAAGUGGUAAUGAAGGUUGAAUCCCCAAACAUGACCAGAAAGAUUGAGCGUUCAGAAUCGAUAAUGGAGGUUGAAUCCCCAAAUAUGACCAGGAAGACUACUUCUCCGGAAGUGAUAAAGGCAAUUGAACCUCCGAAGGUGUUGAAAAAGAUUGUAUUUCCAAAGGCAAUAAGAAAAACUGAACCGCCAGGAUUGGUUGGGGAGAUAGUGUCUUCAGAAACAUCAAGAAGGAAUGAGCUUCCAAAAGCCAAUAAUCUGGCUGUAUCUCCAGAAGCUACAGAUGCUCCACCCUUAGAAGCGAUGGAGGAAACAGUUGAAUUACCGCAUGUGAAGGCCACGAGUUUGAACAAGCUUGCCGGUUUGAAUGCAGAAGGCAUGGGCCUCAACACUUUAAAGACAGACGUCGGUCCAAACUUAGCAAUCAAACAAGAGGAGGAUGAUGAUAAAGAUUUCAACAAGGUGCCUGAUGAUUAUGUAGCGAAGAGCAUUACACAGCCGCAUACUGCUCACGGAAAUAUAGACUUCAAUAGACUACCUAAUGGUCAUAAAACAGGAACCGGAGCGCAGAUACAUAACGCUGAAGAAAAACAUGAUUUUGUAGAUCCGAUCAAAAGUGCACAUGUAAAGAAAGCGAACUAUUUGUCAAGUUCAAAAGAUAAACUAGUCAAUGGCGGGAACUCAAAGGUGAACGGCGGCGCUCUCAACGGUGUCAGGGUGGUGAGGAACAUUCCAGAAACCAUGGCGCAUGAAGAAGAACACGAUAGUGACGACGAUUCCAGUUAUCAAUUUGUUCCCAUGAAACACAGGGGGCAAGAACAAGACCAAGUUGAAACGGAUGAGAGCGAGGAAGACGAAGACGAAGACGAUGACGAAGACGAUGACGAAGAAGAAGGCAGUGAUUUUGAUGUGGACACAUUCGACAUUGAAAAUCCGGAUAACACACUGUCGGAAUUAUUGUUGUACUUGGAACAUCAGACAAUGGACGUCAUAUCCACGAUUCAGUCGCUUUUGACAUCGAUCAAGAAGCCGCAAGUGACAAAGGGAAACCUGAGGGGGGAGUCCAACGCUAUAAACCAAGUGAUAGGCCAGAUGGUGGAUGCCACCAGCAUAUCGAUGCAACAAAGCAGGAACGCCAAUUUGAAGAAACACGGUGAUUGGGUGGUGCAAAGUUUGAGGGACUGUUCGCGCAGAAUGACGAUUCUGUGCCAGUUGAACAGCGAUGGGGGGCUGACGAAGGACAGGAGCGACGAAGAUUAUGCAGACAAGAACUUCAAACAGCGGUUGGCGGGGAUAGCGUUCGAUGUGGCCAAGUGUACGAAGGAACUCGUGAAGACCGUGGAAGAGGCGAGUUUGAAGGAUGAAAUAAGUUAUUUGAAUUCGAGGUUAAAGUAG